AUGCAAACCGAAGAAGAAUCGUUUCAGUUGCAAGCUUUGGAAAUACAGGAGCCAGAUGAAAACUUUGAUCCCGAGAAGCAGCCACAGAACGGCGAGGAGUAUCUAAUGCACAUGCUUUACGAACGCAAACGUUGCCCAGCUAUUGUGACCAAACGUUCCGCCAAAAUUAAAAGCGAUGUGUGCAACAACAUCGAAAUGGUUGCAAGCCCUCCACUGCCGCCGCACAAGUGCCUGCUGCCAACACCAGAGUGGCGCAAUGUCCAGGUCAAGAGUUUCCAGGAGGCGCGUCAACGUGUCACCACCUUGCGCGGUGAGCUAGAUGCCCAGCACUACGACCAAAAAGUGGAGCCACCAUUGACCACAGAUGCCGCAAAGUGGUUGCAGUUCUGCCAGCAACAACAGCCGCUGCUGAGCACCUUGCUCCGUCUGAGCCAAAACGACUUGGAGCUGCUCCUAGAGCUGCUCUGCAAGUGGCUACAACCGGAGCAGGAGUCCAGUGAUGAGCCCAGCACCUCGGCCAGCGCGCAACCCUUUGAUUUAUGGCGCGACACUUGGCUGGCACGAUGGCUUUAUGCCACCCUGGUUUGUCUGCAUCUGCCGCUGGAGCCGCACGUGUUCAGCACUUUGCGUUGCAUUGGACGCGCCGCUGUGCUGCAUCGGAAUAUGUUGCAAGAGACGGAACUGGAACGUGCAGCGCCUUACAAUCUCAUCAUUACCCUCAUUGCCCAAGUCUUUGCGCAGUCUGAUUUUGCUGUCUAUCUUUAAGUCCAUUUUUUGUAUUGUUAUUCAAAUUAAAUUAUAAGUGCA
This is a messenger RNA of Drosophila sulfurigaster albostrigata, 807 nucleotides long. It is a transcript of the gene Gem2, whose product is annotated as protein Gemin2. Lineage: Eukaryota; Metazoa; Arthropoda; Insecta; Diptera; Drosophilidae. The coding region runs from base 1 to 765 and encodes 254 amino acids. The record is from RefSeq and is a predicted model, not a curated record. The transcript has 2 exons. Gene Ontology annotation, cellular component: SMN complex; nucleus; spliceosomal complex. Gene Ontology annotation, biological process: spliceosomal complex assembly; spliceosomal snRNP assembly.